Messenger RNA from Sorex araneus (European shrew), 1853 nucleotides. RefSeq names its product WD repeat domain 45 (gene WDR45). NCBI's taxonomy places the organism in Eukaryota, Metazoa, Chordata, Mammalia, Eulipotyphla, Soricidae. Gene Ontology annotation, molecular function: phosphatidylinositol-3-phosphate binding; protein binding; phosphatidylinositol-3,5-bisphosphate binding. Gene Ontology annotation, biological process: nucleophagy; protein lipidation; protein localization to phagophore assembly site. Gene Ontology annotation, cellular component: extrinsic component of membrane; phagophore assembly site membrane; cytosol. The transcript is spliced from 11 exons. The coding region runs from base 402 to 1487 and encodes 361 amino acids. The record is from RefSeq and is a predicted model, not a curated record.
UCCAAGUCUUGUUAGCCUAGAAAGCUAAGCCGAGAAGAAGGAUGGUCGGGUCCUUUCUCGCUGGGCGUCGGGAUGCUCUUUCUCACUCAGCCCUUGCUUCUCUCGGACCCACGAGGCCGGGUUGCGCUUUCCUUCGCUGGCUCCGCCCGCGUCGGAGGACGCUGCUUGUGACUCGCAAAGCUCCGAAGCUCAGGCAGCCUGGCGACCGGGCCCGCGAUCGAGUUUUCCGCCCCGGUGAAUCAUUUCCUGUAACUGGCGCCCUCCCCCGGAAGUAAGUCCUGAUGUAAACACCAGAGCCGGGCGUCAAGGCCCCGGGAGGUCAGAAAGCCGGGCCGCGGGCGGCACCGAGAGCUCGGGCUGCGAUCCGGGACGUGCGGAGGUCAGGGAAACAAGUCUGGACCAUGACUCAGCAGCCACUUCGAGGAGUUACCAGCCUGCGUUUCAACCAAGACCAAAGUUGCUUUUGCUGCGCCAUGGAGACGGGUGUGCGUAUCUACAACGUAGAACCUUUGAUGGAGAAGGGGCAUCUGGACCAUGAGCAGGUCGGCAGUAUGGGCCUGGUGGAGAUGCUGCAUCGUUCCAACCUGCUGGCCCUGGUGGGCGGUGGUAGCAGUCCCAAGUUUUCUGAAAUCUCAGCAGUGCUGAUCUGGAACGAUGCCCGGGAGGGCAAGGACUCCAAAGACAAGCUGGUGCUGGAGUUCACCUUCACCAAGUCAGUGCUGGCUGUACGCAUGCGCCACGACAAAAUCGUCAUCGUGCUAAGGAACCGCAUCUAUGUGUACUCCUUCCCCAAUAGUCCUCGAAAGCUGUUUGAGUUCGACACGCGGGACAACCCUAAGGGACUCUGUGACCUCUGCCCCAGCCUAGAGAAGCAACUGCUUGUAUUUCCAGGACACAAGUGUGGGAGCCUGCAACUUGUGGACCUGGCCAGCACCAAACCUGGUACUUCCUCUGCUCCAUUCACUAUCAAUGCCCAUCAGAGUGAUGUGGCCUGCAUAUCCCUGAACCAGCCGGGCACUGUCGUGGCUUCGGCUUCCCAGAAGGGCACCCUCAUUCGUCUGUUCGAUACACAGUCAAAGGAGAAGCUGGUGGAGCUGCGCCGAGGCACAGAUCCUGCCACACUCUACUGCAUCAACUUCAGCCACGACUCCUCCUUCCUGUGUGCCUCCAGUGAUAAGGGCACAGUUCAUAUCUUCGCUCUCAAGGACACCCGCCUCAACCGCCGUUCCGCGCUGGCUCGUGUGGGCAAAGUGGGGCCCAUGAUUGGGCAGUACGUGGACUCACAGUGGAGCCUGGCGAGCUUCACUGUGCCUGCUGAAUCAGCCUGCAUCUGCGCAUUUGGUCGCAAUACUUCUAAGAACGUCAACUCUGUCAUUGCCAUCUGCGUAGACGGAACUUUCCACAAAUACGUCUUCACUCCUGAUGGAAACUGCAACAGGGAGGCUUUUGAUGUUUACCUUGACAUCUGUGAUGAUGAUGACUUUUGAGGACGCCAUGGGCUGCGCUAAAGGCCUGCAGUGACAGAUUGCAAAAGUUUUCUUUGGGGGGCGGGUAGGGAACAGAAUGCGAGCUGUGGAAGCCACAGCCAGCAAGGCCCACACUUGGCACUCAGAGCAGUGUUGAAAUAGCUCACUUCCCCCAGGAACUUUUGAUCAACGGGGUGCCUUUGAUGAUUGUGUGCCCACCAGGCUAAGCCUGGGACCCCAGGAGGCAGUGGAAACCAUUGGCGUGCCAAGCCAGGAGAAGACUGCUAGAGACUCAGAAGGAGUGCCCUUACUGAACUGUGGGGAGUUAAAAACUCGAAAGGUGACACCUCUAAUGUGCUGGAAACAAAUAAAAGUCCCUUAAUUGUA